This is a messenger RNA of Prionailurus viverrinus (fishing cat), 3114 nucleotides long. It is a transcript of the gene ANKS4B, whose product is annotated as ankyrin repeat and sterile alpha motif domain containing 4B. The record is from RefSeq and is a predicted model, not a curated record. Lineage: Eukaryota; Metazoa; Chordata; Mammalia; Carnivora; Felidae. Gene Ontology annotation, molecular function: protein binding. Bases 869 to 2122 code for a protein of 417 amino acids. The transcript has 3 exons. Gene Ontology annotation, biological process: brush border assembly.
AUGGGGCUCUCAUUAAUAGCACACAUUCCAACCUCUCACCCAAAAGCUGCUGAAUUGGGCUCUCCAGGGGAGGGUCCUGAGUUAAUGUACUAUUUAACAAGCACCACAGGUGAAUCUUAUGAUGGGGAAAAUUUGGCACAUACUUGGAGGGAAGGCACGAAAAUGAGUGAUUGUUAGUGGUCAACUUCUUCAAUGGGAAUUAACCCAUUAUGUUAUAUGGAAUUGGGGAGAGGGAACAAAAGCCAGGAUAAGCAGGUUUCUGGGAUUAGAGACAGUGAGAAGAUUUAGAUUCCAAGCAGAGGCAUGGUAGCAAUAGUUACUCCUUUUCUCUGAAGCAUAUUUUCCAAAAAGUGACAACUUUUCUGCAAAUGUGAAGGUAAUUUCCUACCAUGAUUGUUAAGACUGUGAUGGGAAGGCCGUAGAGGAUGCAGUGUGGAAGCAAGGUUCAGAGACUGAUGUGUCACUCCACUUUCCCAGGCCCCACCCCCAGUUUCGCUUCUCUACCAAUAUUGUGCCUUUUCUCCAAAGUAGGAGGUCUUGCCUUGGAAAGGACAGAUUUGAUCCCAGCCCCAAAAUCGGGGUUCUGGGAGACUAAGGGGCAGCACAAAAGCCCUGAGCAGGAGGCAUGGAGAGGAGGACCACUGUGAGAACUGGUAAAGGUGGUCAUGGCCAUGCCAGAAAGGAAAGGUCCAAGUUCAGUGCUGUGAACCUUUCUGGCUGCCUUCCAUGGAGGAGGCUGGAAUGACCUUUGUCCUGAGGUGACACUCUUCCUUGUUACUGAUUAACCAGCUUUGCAGGAAGGCUACUUCACCAACAACCUGAUCUGCCUGGAGAGCAAUAUCUGGCUGGGCUUAGGUGGCCAGGAAAAAUGUCCACUCGCUACCACCAAGCUGCUAGUGAUAGCUACUUAGAACUUUUGAAAGAGGCUACCAAGAGAGAUCUGAAUCUUUCUGAUGAAGAUGGCAUGACUCCCACACUCCUGGCAGCUUACCAUGGGAAUUUGGAAGCCCUAGAAAUAAUCUGCAGCAGAGGAGGGGACCCUAAUAGAUGUGACAUCUGGGGAAAUACUCCCUUGCAUUAUGCAGCCUCCAAUGGUCAUACCCACUGUGUUUCAUUCCUGGUCAACUUUGGUGCCAACAUCUUUGCCCUGGACAACAACUUACAGUCUCCACUGGAUGCUGCUGCUAGCAGAGAGCAGAAUGAAUGUGUUGCUCUCCUGGAUAAGGCUGCCACUGCCCAGAACAUCAUGAGCCCCAAGAAAGUUACCAGGCUGAAGGAGCAGGCUCAGAAGAAUGCCAGGAGGCAGAUCAAAGAGUGCGAGAGGCUCCAAGAGAAGCACCAACAUAAGAUGGCUCGCACCUAUAGCAAGGAGGAAUCUGGGACUCUUUCUUCUUCCAAGGCUACUUUCUCCAGGUCAUCCCUUUCAAAUGCUUCUGCUUCUGGUACAUUUGGGUCAGCAACUAAGGGCCUUAAAGACACCUUCAAGAUAAAGUUCAAGAAGAACAAAGAUACAGAAGAGCUGGUAGGGAAGGAGAGCAGAAGUGGGCAGAGGAAUGUGAUGGAAGUGUUCAGAGAAGAGGAGGAAGACACAUUCUCCCAGGACUUCAAAGAGAAGCUCCAUUUCUCAACAAAGGAGGACGGAGGUGUGCAGCACGAGUCCAUUCUUAACCGUCCGGGUCUAGGCAAUAUUGUUUUUAGAAGGAACAGAAUAUUAAGUCCCGAAGACCUCUCAGACAGCAAGAGGGUGUUGGGAUUUCAGAUGCACAGUGAAUUGCUUCAGAGACAAGGAGCAGCAGAGGCUGAGGAAGCUGAGGCUAACAAAGAGGGAGUGGAAAACAGCCAUGAAGAUGAUUUGCCUUGGGAUGAGGAUGAAGUGGAGUGGGAGGAAGAUGUGGUUGAUGCUACUCCUCUGGAAGUAUUUUUGCAGUCCCACCACCUGGAAGAAUUCCUUCCCAUUUUCAUGAGAGAGCAGAUUGAUCUAGAAGCUCUGUUACUUUGCUCUGAUGAGGAUCUUCAGAGUAUACAAAUGCAGCUUGGUCCCAGGAAGAAAGUUCUUAAUGCUAUAAAUGGAAGGAAGCAGGUGCUACAACAGCCUGGGCAACUGAUUGACACCAGCCUCUGAUGGACUAUUGGGUCCACAGGGUGAACCUGCAGCAAUGGGGCAAUGCUAUGGCCCACUGGAAACCCUCCAGGCAACACCCUCUGUAUGCCCAAUGCCAGGCCACUGGGAAUAGUUCCUAGGGUUUUUGAAAUGCGCUCCUAAGAAAGAGGCCCAGACUGUAGUCUGAGAAAUAUUCUGUACCUGUCCAAAAAAACCACCAGUGACCAACUCAAAGAGAUCUGGGAAUACAAGAAUGCAAUUUUCUCUCCAAUUAUCUUUUUGAUAUUUUUGAAUAUAGAAAGGGUUAAAUGAAUGGCAGACAAGGGAAAAUCUCUUUAAUUUUCCAAGUCUGAACUUAAAAAUUAUAAUCUCUUGUCACACAAGCGUGCUGCUUACUUUCUCAUCCUUAGAGCCUGGGGAUUCCAACUCCAGUUCUGUCCUGAGCUCUAUGACUUUGUCUGUUGGAAGAGAUUUGAGUUCUUCCGUUGGCCUGAGGCUUCAUGUCCAACUUAAAUGUGUUUAACCCCUCAACAGAUGUUUACAUGUUUAUAAGUAAUGGAAAUGGGUUUAUAAUAUUCCGGCCUGGGAACAGAGGCAGAGCAGCAUGUAGGGAGAGGGAAGAAAGAAAUAGAAUACCAGGUACCUGAUGUAAUAUGAAUCAUAUCUCCCUAAAAUUUGUAUGUUGAAGCUUUAUGCCUCAACAUAACUGUAUUUGGAGAUCAGACCAUUAGGGAGGUGAUUAAAGUUAAAUGAUGUCAUAAGGGACACAGAUGGAUGGUGUCCUUAUAAGAAGAGACACUCAGGGUUGCACACACACACACAGAAGAGGCCACAUGGGGACACAGCAAGAAAACAGUCAUCUGCAAGCCAAAGACAGAUGCUUCAGGAGAAACCAAACCUUCCAUUACUUUGAUCUUGCACUUCCAGUCUUCAGAGCUGUAAGAAAAUAAAUUUCUGUUGUUUAAACCACCCAGUCUGUGGUAUUUUGUUAUGGCAGUCUUAGCAGACCAAGA